AUGAAUAAUAAUGACCCGGAUGAGUCCGACGAAUCGGAGUGUUCAUUGGAGUCGAGUGCGGCAGGAUGUUCAAUGAACGUAGAGGAGAACGUGGAUAUGACAGGAACCAAUACUGAUAAAAGACCGUACAAAAGAAAUCGAGAGGGGGAUAAAGAAGAAAUGUGGACGACUGUGGGAAGGAAAGGUAAACGUUUUGCUCGAGCCGAAGCAGGCGAACCAAUACCAGAGGACAGAUACGAAAUAUGCAUGACAGGGUCUGAACAACUUCCAAAACAGUUCAAAUUGGCAAAAUUAUUGCAAACUGCGAAGAUUCAGCAUGUGACUCGGAUCAAAUAUAUAAACUCAUACAAAGUUCUAAUACAAUUUAAUAAUGAGGACAGUGCAGAGGAGUUUAUUAACUCAAAAACAUUUCAAGAAAUGGGAUAUAAGAUGUAUAAAACUAUGGAAAUGACACACACAUAUGGAGUAAUAAAAGACAUAGAUUUGGAGUAUACGGAUGAAGAAAUUUUAGAAAGUCUUAGUUGUAACAUUCAAAUACUUGGAAUAAAAAGUUUAAAACGCAGAAAUAGAUCUGAUGGAAAAUGGGAAAUUUGCGAAAAAAUGAGAAUAUGUUUCAAAGGAUCCAGUUUACCGCCUCACGUUAAAAUUUUUGAUACCAUAGCAGAAGUGUCCCCAUACAUGUAUCCUGUGACACAGUGCUCACGUUGCUGGAGAUUCGGCCAUUCUACCAAAAUCUGUCCUUCUUAUAAAAUCGUUUGCCCAAAAUGUGGAGAUAACCAUCCAAACUGUACGAAAACCACAUUCAAAUGUAACAAUUGCGGAGGAAAACACAUGGCCAUGGCCAGAAUUUGUCCAAUACGGUGUAAAGAGAAACGGAUCCGAGAACUGAUGAUUGAGUUUGGUGUUUCAUAUAAAAAAGCGAUCACUUUAUAUGUUCCUCCAAGUCCCCCACCAAAACCGGAGCCUGUAUUUACUGAAGAAGACUUUCCGAAGCCUAACAAAGAAUAUCAAGAUGAAUCAGGUCAAUCCGACCCUUCUGCGGGAAAAAAAUCUUAUGCUGAAGCAACCAAGAAAACAGGUUCAAAGGAAAAAAAGAAGAAGAAAAAAGAACAAAGAAGUGUUUUUGAAGACAUUAACUGGGGUGAAGAGUCUGAGACAAGUGAAAGAAUGGAAACAAGUGAACAGGAAGAGGAACAUUCUAAUCAAGAGGAAACAACCGAGAAGAAAGAAGAUACUACUUGGAAAGCAUUGCUCAAAAAAUUGAAAGAGAAAAUUCUUGAAAGAAAUCUGACAUGGGAGGAAAAAAUAAAAACUUGCUGGAAGAUUUUAUACAGUGGGAUUGUAUCUAUGGUUGUAAAAUAUCUCGCAGAUUGGCCGGGUUUUAAGCUCUUCAACCUUAAUGGCCCCUAG
Molecule: messenger RNA, 1410 nt
Organism: Maniola jurtina (meadow brown)
Lineage: Eukaryota; Metazoa; Arthropoda; Insecta; Lepidoptera; Nymphalidae
Exons: 1
Coding region: 1-1410 (469 amino acids)
Source: RefSeq, a predicted model, not a curated record